Chrysoperla carnea is the source of this 3514-nucleotide messenger RNA. RefSeq names its product sorting nexin-17 (gene Snx17). The transcript has 6 exons. Gene Ontology annotation, cellular component: early endosome. Gene Ontology annotation, molecular function: phosphatidylinositol binding. The record is from RefSeq and is a predicted model, not a curated record. Gene Ontology annotation, biological process: intracellular protein transport. NCBI's taxonomy places the organism in Eukaryota, Metazoa, Arthropoda, Insecta, Neuroptera, Chrysopidae. Bases 80 to 1543 code for a protein of 487 amino acids.
UUAAUUUUUUUUUGUUUUUAUUAAAAAAUUUCUAAUUUUUCAAGUUAAUUUUCAUUUAUGUAGUUUUUAAUUUAGAAAAAUGCAUUUUUCAAUACCUGAUACGAAGGAGUACACGGAAAAUGGUAGUUCUUAUAUCGGGUAUAAUAUACAUAUAAAUGGUGUGUACCAUUGUACGGUCCGAUAUAAGCAAUUACACAAUUUACACGAACAGUUAAAACGAAAAUGUGGAUCAUCAAAUUUACCACAAUUUCCACCAAAGAAAUUCUUACCCUUAACUACGUCACAACUAUAUGACCGUCGUGCUCAAUUAGAAAAAUAUGUUCAAGCAAUUGGACAAGAAUCACGGAUAAUAACAUCGAACAUUCUGAACAGUUUCUUACGAAAUGCACAACAGGAGAGCGAAGGUUCCGUCACCGAACAGACAACAAUGGAUAUAUAUUUAAUGAACGGUUAUCAAAUACAGAUACAUUUAUUAACAACGGAUCAAACGAAUACAGUUUUAAAAAAAGUAUGCGAGCAAAUCAAUUUACCACCAGAGUAUAUCGAUUAUUUUGCGCUGUUUUGUAUACGUCGUAACGAAAAUGGUGAUAUUACAAUUGUACGAAAAUUAGAAGAUUUUGAAUCACCGUAUAUUUCUCAAAAGUUAUACGAAAAUUCUAAACACAGCGAUGUACAACGGAUAUAUUUACGAAAAAUGUGUUGGGAUCCCGAAUACGAUUUGGAACUGAUGUGUCAUCCGGUAUCGUUAAAUCUACUGUAUGUGCAAACUGUGAGCGAUGUAGAACGUGGCUGGAUCAUAUGUACGAAAAGUGUGUUAGCACAAUUAGCCGAUUUACAAUCGCGUGGUGCUAAAAAGCAAUACUUGGAAUUAGCACGAACACUUAAAUAUUAUGGAUAUAUGCAAUUUGGUUAUGCAAUUAGUGAUUAUCCGCAACCGGAUACACGUGUCAUUAUUGCGAUUGGAAAACGAGAGUUGAGUAUGCGAUUACCGAGUGCGACAGAAUGUAACACACGCGAAGGUUGUUUUAAAGUUACACGUAUGCGAUGUUGGCGUAUUACAACUGUUCGCAAGAAUGACACAAACGAUUGUGACCCAGAACCACAACUGGAAUUAUCGUUUGAGUAUUUAUUAUCGAAGGAUAAGCUGCGUUGGAUCAAUAUAUCAAGUCCACAUGCCAUAUUUAUGUCAACAUGUUUACAAUCGGUGGUCGACGAACUCUUAUUGAAGAAGAAUGGUCUUAGUGGUGGGGUAGGAGACAGCAGUGGAGCCACUAAACAAUUUAAUAAUAUUGAUGCCAAGAAUCAUUCAUGGACCUAUAUGAAACGUGACGGAUCUAUCUCUUUAAUUGAUCUAAAUUCAUCUGUUGAUGCGCCAGAAAAUGUGGAAAAUACACCACGAUCAUCACAACAAUGGAGUGAACCAUUUUCAAUAAAAAAAUUACAAGAGAAAUUCAGCAACAGCGCUCUAAGUCGUUUUAUGAGCGGAAACAAUCAAUUUAUUGAGAACGAUGCCUUUGAAGAUAUCGGUGAUGAAGAUUUGUAAAUUUUUAUUUUACAAAGAAGGGAUGAUCUAGACUGAAAUGAAUCGCUUCUAAAUCGCUUUUAGAAAUUUUGUUUUUUUUUUUAUUAACUUUGUGCAAUAAUUUUGUUUUUAAAUUCUUUGACUGAAUUUUAUAGGUCGAUAAAAAUCAUAGACUAACUAAUCUAGGAGCAAGUGUAAUAUUUGAAACGUCAUUUUAGAAUGGCUGUAAAUUUUGGGGAUUGUUGUCAUUGUCGUGCUUAGUAAUUUUUUAAAAUACGAUAAUUUUCAUAGCCAAGAACUUUUCUGUUGCAACUCUCUUGAGACUUCUGUUGCUCUACACCUUAAAAAGUGAAAAAUUUCAGGCGUCGACCGAUGGGCAUUCUGCCUUGCUGAAUAUCGAAUAAAAUUAAUUUUGUAUUUUUGAUGUUAUAAAAACGGGGUUUUUAGCAAUUAGGAGGGGAUUCUUAGAGGAAAAACUGUUUUACUGCUUUGAACUUCCGUACAACCUCUCCAAAUUGAGCCCUUAGGUUGAAAAUCGAUACGUAUGUUGAGGUUAGUAUCAAGGAUGUGUUUUUUGAAAGUGUUAAUUUUUCUUCUUCCACCUCUUUUUCUAUAUCACAAAAUCAUAUUUUUUUAGCGGUUUUUAAGGCUUUCCAAACUACUAUAGCUCUUCCAAAUUGAACUACAGUGUUGAAAAUUGGUACGUAUGUUGAGGAUGUACCUUUUAGAAUUUUUAACUCCACAGCACUUCUACCUCCUUUUCUAUACCACAAAAUCUUUUUUUUCGCGAUUUUUAAGGCUUUUCACACCCUCAAAGCUCCGCUACAGUGUUGAAACUUAUAUAAGUUGAGUUAAUGUCAAGGAUGUGCUUUUUGAGGGUGACAACUUCCCAACCCUCCCUUUUUUUACCCCAAAAUAUUUGACAUCUAACAGAGAGGGGGAAAUAUGAUUUUAGUGAUGGGGAUCCGCUUCUCACUUUUCUAGGGUCAUUAGAAAGUGUAAUAUCCGACUAAAAGUAUUAAGACAGAACCUUGAUAAAUUUCUAUCGAAUUUUCAGCCAUUCUAAAGUGACUUUCAAAUAAUAUACCUGGCCACAGACCUACAAUUGGCGAAAUUGAAAAACUUGCAGAGAAUUUUUGAAAAAAAGUCUAUGAUUAACGACUUUUUUACAUGCUUUUAUUUCAGAGCAAAAUGAACGUUCAACGUGAUAUUUGUACGAACAUUUGUUUUUAACACUUUCUAAAUUAUUAGAUGAAAAUCGUUAAACUAAAUUAUAAACUGUUCGCCCAAAAAAAAAACUGCAAUCAAAAGAUUAGAAACUUAUACCAAAACAUCGCAUUUUUUGAGUUUCGUACCCAAAAGGUGACCAACGGAACCCUAUUACGAAGGUAUAGUCUGAUUUUAUACAGGGUUUUGGGCGCUACCACAGAAAAUAUUCGAUGAAUUCUCAAAUGAACGUGAUUUUUGUAUUAUAUCAGCAAAUUUUACCGAGUUUUAGCAAAUUUCGACGAAAAGGGAUAUCCAAUUUCGAUAAAACGCAGUACAAAAGAUAAUUUUGUCCCCAAAAAUUGUAGGAAAAUAUGAAUGACCUAAACGAGCUGCCAAAACCUUGGAACCUGGGUGAUUUUAUACGUUAGGCCAGAAUCACACUUUUCCACAAAGUGGAAAUGGGUGCGCUAUCUCCCCCACCAAAGAUUUUUAAGGGGAUAACGACCUCCAGUACCAUUGGGAGAAUUUGAAAUUAUGUGGAAUAUUAUGGUUUUGGACAAAUCUACAAAACCAUUAUGGCCCCAGGUUUUUGGCAGCUCGUUUUGGUCGUCUUGCAUAUUUUAUUACAACUUCGAGGGCAAAAUUUGGUUCAUUUAAUGAUUGAUUGCGUAGUUUCUGAGAUAUCGUCAAAAAUUUCAUACGACGAAUAAAAAUAUAGUGGAUUCUAGUGUCCUUUGGAUAUUUUCCAAAUUUUUAAAACAAAAGAGAUUAUUUUUUUUAAUU